This is a messenger RNA of Phoenix dactylifera (date palm), 1935 nucleotides long. RefSeq names its product cysteine desulfurase, mitochondrial-like. Gene Ontology annotation, cellular component: mitochondrion; cytosol. Gene Ontology annotation, biological process: [2Fe-2S] cluster assembly. Lineage: Eukaryota; Viridiplantae; Streptophyta; Magnoliopsida; Arecales; Arecaceae. Gene Ontology annotation, molecular function: cysteine desulfurase activity; pyridoxal phosphate binding. The record is from RefSeq and is a predicted model, not a curated record.
CUCUCUAGUCCACUUAAGUGGGACCCCGACUCCAAUAGCACCGCCGCCGCCAUGGCCACCGCGAAGCACCUCUCCGUCCUCCGUCGUGCCCUCCCUACCGGCCGCCUCCUCUCAACCGCCGCCGCCGCCACCGCGGCUCCUCCCCGGGCGGAGGAAGCGGCGGAGGACGUCAUCUCCAUGAAGGGCGUCCGCAUCUCCGGCCGCCCCCUCUACCUCGACAUGCAGGCCACCACCCCCGUCGAUCCCCGCGUCCUCGAUGCCAUGCUCCCCUUCUACCUCUCCCGCUUCGGCAACCCCCAUUCCCGCACCCACCUUUACGGCUGGGAGUCCGACGCCGCCGUCGAGGCCGCCCGCUCCCAGGUCGCUGCCCUCGUCGGCGCCAACCCCAAGGAGAUCUUCUUCACCUCCGGCGCCACGGAGUCCAACAACAUCUCUAUCAAGGGCGUCAUGCACUUCUAUCGCGACAAGAGGCGCCACGUUGUCACCACCCAGACCGAGCACAAGUGCGUCCUCGACUCCUGCCGCCACCUCCAGCAAGAGGGUUUCGAGGUCAGCUACCUCCCCGUCCGUCCCGACGGCCUCGUCGACCUCGACCGCCUCGCCGCUGCCAUCCGCCCCGACACCGGCCUUGUCUCCGUCAUGGCCAUCAACAACGAGAUCGGCGUCGUCCAGCCCCUCGAGGACAUCGGCCGCAUAUGUAAAGAAAAAGGCGUCCCCUUUCACACCGAUGCCGCCCAGGCGCUCGGCAAAAUUCCUAUUGAUGUCGAGAAGAUGGGGAUCGGGCUCAUGUCCCUCAGCGGGCACAAGAUCUACGGACCCAAGGGCGUCGGCGCCCUCUACCUCCGCCGCCGCCCCCGGAUCCGGGUCGAGCCCCAGAUGAGCGGCGGCGGCCAGGAGCGCGGCAUCCGGAGCGGCACCGUCCCUACGCCGCUUGUCGUCGGGAUGGGCGCCGCCUGCGAGAUCGCCAUGGAGGAAAUGGACUACGAUGGUCGCCGCAUCGCCGCCCUCCAGGAGCGGCUCCUUGACGGAAUCCGGUCGCGGCUCGAUGGCGUGGUGAUCAACGGGAGCGUCGAGCAUCGGUAUCCGGGGAAUUUGAACAUCUCUUUCGCGUACGUGGAGGGGGAGAGCCUGCUGAUGGGACUGAAGGAGGUGGCGGUGUCGAGCGGGAGCGCGUGUACCAGCGCCAGCCUCGAGCCGUCCUACGUGCUAAGGGCGCUCGGGGUGGACGAGGACAUGGCUCACACCUCGAUCCGGUUCGGUAUUGGGAGGUUCACCACCAAGGCCGAGAUCGACCGGGCGAUAGAGCUCACUGUGAAGCAAGUAGAGAAGCUGAGGGAGAUGAGCCCGCUAUAUGAGAUGGUAAAGGAAGGGAUUGAUCUCAAGAGCAUCCAGUGGGCACAACAUUGAGAACAGGGGAUUGGAUUAGCCGUAGCAUAGAUAUGAUUGGAGACAGAAGAUGGAAGGAGAAGAAGAAAGAAGAGUCUGGGGUUUUAGAGCUCUGGAACUAAUUGAAUGUGACUGCUUUCUCCUUGUCCAUCCAGGCUACAGCUUCUUAUAAUGCUUCCCCAUUAAUGUCUUUACCUACCACUUGACUCUCAGCGGCGGCAACUAAAUUAUGUUCAAGAAGAAUUGUGUCGAAGUAACUGCUUCAUAUGUAGCGGUUCAAAUCCUCUUACUUGCGGUUCUUCUGAAUGCAGAAUUUAUCGAAUUCAGGUUGGAGUCAUAAUCUGAAUUUUCUUUUUUGUAUCUGUUUCUUGGAGAAUGCAGUUAUUCAUGUCUUGUCGUAAUUUGAUAUUUGACAAAUAAAGCAGGAAAAAAAUGGGAUUUGGUGAAAAAAGAAAAACUACUAAACUUUGUGGGUGUAACUAGGACGUUCCUUGAAUUUAAUCAGAAAAGUCUGACUUGAUGAUACUGGUUAAGUGGAACUUCAAUUUA